UGACUUAUUGACUGACUGAUUGGUGAUCAACGCAUAGCCCAACCCGUGAGAGGUAGGAAGCUGAAAUUUUCACUGCAGUUGCCUCAUGCACAUUAAGACGGGGUUUCAGUAUUCAGGAAGAACCGCGAAUGCGUGACGGGGCUAAAAAAUACUGCCUUGUGACAACGCUAGAUGUAAAAUAACGCCUUUAACUUUGACUCUGACUUGCCCUACCACCUGGUUACAGCAUAGUAGGCUUUGCAGACGACAUCGUAAACGUUACAUUGGAGAAAAAAAAUUGCAAACUUUUCUAGCUACUACGGUCUUUGAUAUUUGCGAAAACUUAUCUAAAGUGUGUUUCAAACAUUUCGCAUAUUUCACCCUUCUUGGAUGAUAAAUUCGUUUAAAACGUUAAAGGGGUGUAGUAUUAUAUGUAGGCUCAUUAGUAAAGAUCUUUAAGAAAAUUAAUUCAAGACUGCAGGACUGCGAAGCAGUAUGCAUAUGUAUAUGUAUGAAGAAAGCAAAGAUGCUUAUAAAUGGCAGUGUUCGUCGUGAUGCAGGGGAUGAUGCCAUGCCAAAGAGCAGUUUUGAAAAGGAAGAUGUCGGCUGGACCAAUAUCGAUGCCGAAGUCGACGUGGUGACGCCCAUGGUGCUUUCCCAUCUUCAAAAGCUGGGCAUAGAACAUUUAGAGCUUCCAGACAUGAAAGAGAGUAUUUCUAUUAAGCCUUUCUUCAUCACUUACGAGGCUGGCCUUCAUCUAAAUAACGGAAUUGUUUACAACCUUGCUGGAAUACAAAGACACAACAAUGCCUAUAUGACAUAUGAGGGAAAAUCGUUCUUGAGCAAAUUUUAUUUAAAAAUUAAUAAACUUCAGUUUGAAUAUAACUUUUUGCUAAAGUUAAUGGCAAUUGAGGGAUAUGGAAAAGUGAUUGGCUCAUUAGAUGACACGAUCAUUUAUGCUGAGCUCGCUGUCAAUGUAAUUAAUUCAAAGCUUCAUCUUCACGACUUUCGCAUAAUUGAAUUCAGCAAUAUUCAUGUACAAUUGGAUCAAACUCGUUUAAUUCGAGAGUUUACAGGAUUUAUUCUAAGUCCUAUAACAAACCUCUUCAAAGAUCGAAUCACAACAUCCAUUGCCGAUGGACUAAAGGAGCAAAUGCAAUUGGUAAUGGAUGAUUUUAACAACGAGGAUCCCUUGGAGUUACGUAAAUUUACUAAGAAAUUAAUAUCAGGAAUAACAGGUUCUUCGGCCGAGUUUAGUGAGCUAAGAACCAGUCUUAAAAGACGAACAAGCUCUUCCUGAAUAUGCAGUACAAAUUUAAAAUUAUUUUUGUAAAUUU
Molecule: messenger RNA, 1316 nt
Organism: Drosophila novamexicana
Lineage: Eukaryota; Metazoa; Arthropoda; Insecta; Diptera; Drosophilidae
Exons: 6
Coding region: 491-1279 (262 amino acids)
Source: RefSeq, a predicted model, not a curated record